Molecule: messenger RNA, 2465 nt
Organism: Cuscuta europaea
Lineage: Eukaryota; Viridiplantae; Streptophyta; Magnoliopsida; Solanales; Convolvulaceae
Source: the annotation of a GenBank genome assembly
CGUUCAUCCCUCAAUUCGACCAGGUCCUUCCUAUUUAUAAAGAAAAUAACUCUUUCUGUCUGCGACCUAGCUCGUUUUCCGUACGAUUCAUGGCCUGCGUUUCUCGAUUCUGGGCGAUUGUUGUUUGAAACCUGGUGUGAUUCUCGCUGUUCUUAGUCGGAAUCAAUGGAAUUUCAGUUUGGAAGGAUUUACAGUCAAGAAACCAACAUACGACGAUAUUCAACUGCGCCUUUACUGUUCAUGUAAUCGCGUUUUGAUUUUCAUGUAUUUUGUUCGGUUUUGUUGGGUUUCUGGUUUCGAAAUCGUUUCUGAGUGCUAGUCCGACCUCGGAAUUGCUGCGACGAGGUACGAAUCCGGUCUCUGAUUUGGGGAUUUCUUUGUUUCGAACUCUGUUUUUUCCCAGGUCGUGUGUAGGUCUGCGUUUCUGAUUUUGUUGUGCGGCUUUGACCCUGUAAAAUGAACAAAAAGAAGACAGGAAAGGGGGAGGCUACGCCCAGGCUUACCAGGUCCAAGGCAUCAGGCUUUGAGGUUUUGAGUAAUCUUGAGGAGGAUUUCCCUUUGCUUGCUAAAUCUGCUGCAGGUCUUAGCUCCGGAACUGCUGUUUUAGAUACUGCAACUGGGCGUUUUGAGCAGGCAGAUGAGGCUACUGGGGGUAUCCCAAACUCUGGGAGCUCGACUUCUGCUAUGUUAAAAACUGCUACCCCUGGAACCUUAACAGAAGGUGAACUCUUUGUGUCUCAAACGGCUAAGGCAGUGAAUGGGUCUGCUGCAAUACCUACUGCACAGAUGCCAACUGCACAGAAUGGGUCUGCUGCAAUUCCUACUGCACAGAAGUCAACUGCUGCUUGGAAAAUGACCACUCACCCUGGACCAAAUGAUGAAGCUUCUGCUCCCAAACAUGCUGGAAAUAACCCAAAAUUGGCAGAUUUAUUUAGAGACAACCGUGCUCAAUCUAAAGGUAUUAAAUUAAAAUACCUACCUUCUGAAAAUGAAAUUGUUGAUCUUUCAAAGUGUGUGUUACCUUCUAUGGUCUCGUUGUGGGGCUUUUGCCUUGUUGGAUGCUUCACAGGUAGAUUCCCGGGGCUUAAAGCUAUUUAUGAGCUUGUGAAUAGCUGGGGUGUGCACUGUACUUUGCAAUCCCAUAAAAAAGGAUGGGUGGUUUUUAAAUUUAAGAAUGAGCGGGAUAGAACUAAGUCUUUACCGAAGGACCUUACAAUAUCCUAGGUAGAUUACUGUUUUUAAAAAUGCUAUCUGAGGAUUUCACUUUUGAUGAUGAGGCAUUCCUUAAGGUGCCUAUUUGGGUAAAGUUUCCCAAUUUACCCUUAAAUCUGUGGAAUGAAGAGGCACUGAGCAUGAUUGCUUCUAAGGUGGGUGUUCCUAUCACUACGGACAAGGUCACGCAAGAGAUGACAAACUACAACUUUGCGAGAGUGUUGAUUGAAGUGGAUAUCACCUUGGCACCAUGCCUCUCUUUGCCUAUCCGGUUACCAUCAGGAAAGAUUUUUAAACAAGUUGUUGUUUACGAAACCUUUCCUAUUUUCUGCUUUCAUUGCAAAUCUUAUGAUCAUCACCCAUUUAUCUGCAAUGAAUUGGGAUGGAAUAAGAAGGAUAAAGUGAGGAUUUCAAAUGAUGUGAAGAAGGGGUUAAACGGUAAGGUGAUUUCCCUUACUAAAUGUGGAGGCAGGGAUGAGGGGAAGCCUAAACUGGACGUUGUAGGUGGAAAAGGGGAUGAGGUUGUAGCUAUAUCUGAUCUGGCAGAUUCUGCCCUAGGGAUUGACCCGACCGAGCUCCCGACCGGGUCACAGAUUUUAAUCCCAAACCCGCCCGGGUCUUCCCCAAACCCGCCCGGGUUUCAGAGGCAGCCUGCUCCUGCUGGGUCUGCUGUUUCUUCUGGAGGUUCUGUUGAUGAUGUGGUGGCUGCUCCUGACCCUACCGGGUCCUCUGACCAGAUGGCAGCCUUGGGUAGGUGUGUGAGUUUAGAAAGUGAGCUGAAAAAAGAUGAUGUGGUUUUCAAGUGUGAGAUCAUUGGUGCUAAGAAGUUUAAGUUGUUUGUUAAACCUUUCAAACACGUCCAAGCUAGUGUAACUAGAGUGGAUAGGUUUCUUAGACUUACGGACGACUUGGACAAGAGGGGGCUAACAUUCACUGAUCACUGUAUGGAGAGUUUGCCGGGAUUUACUAUGAAGAAAGGGGAGGUUUCUUUCGUUGCAAAGUUUAAUAAUCCUUUCCAUGUUUUCUUUGGAUGUUAAACUAGGUUUCCUCUCAGGGAACUAGUGUGUUGAUUUUAUGUUUCUCCUUUGUUUCUGAGCUCUGUUUGCUGUUUUCUUGAACAUUUAGUCUCUUGAUGUUGUGGUAUUCCGUUUCGGGAUAUGCACUUUUCUGUAACAUUGACUUGUUAUUUCUUUUGAGUGUUAAUAUAUACUUACAUUUCAUCCAAAAAAGAAAAUAACUCUUUCAAAUGGGUG